CCCCCCACCCCGAGCCAGGAUCCCCCGGGACCCUCUACCCAGGUCUGGGCGCCCCUCUCCAAAGCCAGCCUUUCAACUUAGAGGCUGUGUGGUCGGGUGACCCUUCUCAAGAUGUGGAGACCUCCUCCUCAGGUUGUGGACCCUCCUACAGGGUGGGACACCCACCUACUUACCCCCCUCCAAAACCCUCUUUUCCAGGAACUCCUCCUAGGGUCUGGGCGCGCCCCCCCGCCUCCAGAGCCGGGACGCCCUCGACCUAGAGGCUAUGCUGUGGGGGAGACCCCCCCAUAUGGAGUCUGGGGGAAUCCCUUGGUGGAACUGGGAGUUCCUCCUCUCUGGACCCUAGGAUGCCACGUUAGCCCCAGGCCUGGUGUCUCUGAUUCCCAGAGAAGGCCCCUGUCUCACUCCCUGCCAGUGCCCCUUACCAGUUUUUACAGGAAGGGUUGUUCGCUGGGUUGGGGGUUCUGGUGGUGUUUGCAGGUGAGCGGGUGGGACUGCAUCCCAGGCAGGGAGAAGACUUGGGGUGGGGUCACAUCAGGCUGGGAGUCUUAGGUGUUGGGCAUGUCCCUACCUUGCUCUGAACCUCAGUCCCCCACCCUCAGGCCAUACAGCCAGUCGGGAGCAGAACAGGGCCAACAGAAAGAGUAAGUCUGUGCCCCAGCACCGUGCUAUGUGGCUGAGGAGGGUGUUGGCCUCUCUGGGCUGCCCUGGCCACCUCCUCUUGGGGAAGGCAGACCUCACCAUACCCAUCUGCAAGAUGGGCGGAAGCAGGAAGCAGCUCGAACCUGGCUCCCCACCCGCAGCCCCCUUUUUUUCCAUCAGUGCACACACUAGAUGCUUUGCCUACAGGCUUGCAAACUUGUCCCAACGGCCCCCAGGUGUGGGGACUCUUGCCUGAGCAGCUGUGGAAACCGAGGCAUAGCCGGCAAGGGGUGAAGCAGGAAGGGGCCCUGUAGUCAUUUCCCUUUCCCUGUGACUCGAGGGAAAUUGGGGCUGGUCUCACCCUACAGUCCUCCUGGUCCCACUCACUGGUAGCUUCCUUAAGAUACUGGAGGGGUGAAGCUUGUGGAGUUGCUGUGUGACCUCUAGUGAGGCCCUGCCCCUCUCUGGGCCUCUGGGGACCCAUCUGUGAAGCGGACUGAGGGCACUGGCUCAGAAUGAGCCUUCCUGGGACUACCCUGGCCGUCCAGUGGUUAAGACUCUGGGCUUCCACUGCAGGGGGCGCGGGUUCCAUCCUGGUUGGGGAACUAAGAUCCCUCGAGCUGAGUUUGGUUUGGCCAAAAGAAAAAACAAAACGAAAAACCCAAAAGAAAGAGCCUUCCCAUCCCCCCAGGGUCACUCCAUUCCCCACCUCCUCCUGGGCUUAUAGCCUCUUGUCCUCUUUCUAGGCUCUAUUUGGCCCUGGGAGAAGGUCCCGGUCCCUUAUUUCAGCCCCAGAGCCCCCUCCUCCGGGUACCCCCCCCAGGGUGAUCACUGAGUGGACAGCCUCUACCCCUCUCUUCCGGCCUGCCCUUACCCCUAUCACUGAUUGGUUGUGUCCGUUUAUGGCCGCCGGCCCGCUGGGUGUGCCUUGGCCUCAGGGGGUCCCGGUGUGGCCUGAGCCAGACUCAAAGGGGAUGGCCAAACUAGGGGGUGGGUUCAAGCAGCAGUGCGUCCCUCUGUCACCAGAGGGCGCAGGCGCUCCGCAAAUCGCGAUCAGUGAGCUCCCAACUAGGAAACCGUGUAUGUGGUUCUUCUCCGAGGAGACUGAGGUCCAGAGACGGGUUACCGCCCCAAAGGCACACCGCAGCCUUGAAUCAGGGGAUUCCGUGAGCUUCCCCGGUACUCGGCUCUGUCUGUGAGGGGAAGAGCUAGGCCUAGAGGACAAGUAGGAGUUUGCGGAGGCGGAGGAGGGAGGGCAGGUGCUGAAAGUUUGGAAAGGAACGUCGCGGCCAAAGCGCUGAGGCGCAGCCGAGUGGCAGUGUGUCAGGAGCGGGCUGAUGACUCGGGAGAGAGGCUCUGGGAGGGGUCGAGUAGGGGCUACACCGUGAUUCAUGCACAACCCUCUGAGGUCGGGAAUGAUUUUCUUCUGGCUCUACAAACGUGGAAACUCAGGUUCCAAGUGGUUGUCACUAGCCCGGGUCAGCCAGCUGAGCGGGUUUCAAAUCAGAGGAGGGGGCAGUAGGCGCCCGAGUGGAGGGAGGCCCCAUCCACUUCUUCCUCCCUCCCCCAUUGCACAGAGCGGGGGAGACUGAGGCCCGAGGUAGUUAGUCCUAGGCUUUCAGGGCCUCGAUUGGGGCCUGGCUGUUAACACACCCCUCCAGAUCGGGCUGGACGUGCAUCGAGUCACGUCUGCAAUUGGCGGCCGGUUGAUGAUUAAACCGACGGCAGUAUGAUCUUGCUGGGUGACCUCAGGCCCGAGUCCUCCAGGCCUCAGUUCUUCCUCUUGACCCCCGGAGUCUGAGAUACUUGCUCUGUCCCGCAGUGCUUCAGCCUCACACCAGGGUCCACUAGGGUAGAGGGCAGCGGGUCGCGAGCCGGGGCGUUUGUUAUUUUGCUCCACGCGUGGGCGGGGCCACGCCUUUCGCCGCGCCAUUGGUGUAUUCCUCUCCGGGGGCGGGACCUGCGUCUCGCUCCGCCCCUCCCUGCCGUAUAAAUGCGGCGCCGGCGCAGGCAGUGAGGAGAUUCUGGCUCGAUCAGCGAGUGCGCCUGCGCGCGCUUGGUGGGUUUGCGUUCUCAGGCUGCAGCGUCCGCAUCUCGCGCCUCCGGGUCGCGGGUUCGAAGCCAGGGACCGUGCGCCGCGAGUUCGUAUCCCAGCCGCGAUGCUGUUCGACAAGGUGAAGGCCUUCGUGGUGCAACUGGAUGGUGCGAACGCAGGCGCCGAGCCCGUGUUCAGCGGCGGCCAGGCGGUGGCCGGCCGGGUGCUGCUGGAGCUGGCGGGCCCGGCGCGCGUGGGUGCCCUGAAGCUGCGCGCGCGGGGUCGCGCCCACGUACACUGGACCGAGUCGCGCAGCGCGGGCUCGAGCACCGCGUACACGCAGAGCUACAGCGAGCGCGUGGAGGUUGUGAGCCACCAUGCCACACUACUCGCGCCAGACACCGGAGGGAUCACAACGCUGCCUCCUGGACGCCAUGAGUUCCCAUUCAGCUUCCAGCUGCCACCGACGCUAGUGACUUCAUUUGAAGGCAAACACGGCAGUGUCCGAUACUGCAUCAAAGCCACCCUGCACCGGCCCUGGGUCCCUGCCCGCCGGGCAAGGAAAGUGUUUACUGUUAUCGAGCCUGUGGACAUCAACACACCAGCUCUGCUGGCCCCUCAAGCGGGAGCUCGGGAGAAGAUCGCCCGAUCCUGGUACAGUAACCGUGGUCUUGUCUCUCUCUCAGCCAAGAUCGACCGCAAGGGCUACACACCAGGUGAGGUGAUCCCCGUCUUUGCCGAGAUCGACAACGGCUCCACGCGCCCAGUACUGCCACGGGCGGCCGUGGUCCAGACACAGACCUUCAUGGCGCGAGGUGCCCGCAAACAGAAACGAGCAGUGGUGGCUAGUCUCUCAGGAGAGCCUGUGGGCCCUGGGCGGCGGGCACUGUGGCAGGGCCGGGCGCUGCGGAUCCCUCCUGUGGGUCCUUCUAUUCUGCACUGCCGCGUGCUACAUGUGGACUACACCCUCAAGGUAGAGUAUCCUCGGGGGCUGGGGUGGCUGCGUCUGCUCUGUCCUCCAGGCUGGGGUUCCCCCCGCCCCCCACCAAGACCUCCUGCCAUAGAAGGAGUGUGUGGCCGAGGCUGCCUGGGCACCCUCUAUCAUGGCUCCUUCCUCCAGGUCUGCGUGGACAUCCCGGGCUCAUCCAAGCUGCUCCUGGAGCUGCCGCUGGUCAUCGGCACCAUUCCUCUGCAUCCUUUCGGCAGCCGCUCGUCCAGCGUGGGCAGCCAUGCCAGCUUCCUGCUGGACUGGGGACUGGGCGUCCUGCCAGAGCGACCUGAAGCACCUCCCGAGUACUCGGAUGUGGUGGCCAAUGAGGAGGUGGCGGCCGUGGAGCAGAGCCCCUUGCGACUACUGCAGGACCCUGACAUGGGUGCUGAAGGCCCCUUCUUUGCCUACAUCCAGGAGUUCCGCUACCGCCCGCCACCCCUGUACUCUGAGGAGGAUCCAAACCCACCCUCAGAGGCCGUGAGGCCCCGCUGCAUGACCUGCUGAGUGGCAAGUGGAAACUUCAAGGGAUGAGGUUGUACACAUGCUUCCAUCAGCGUGGACAUGAGUGAGGAGUGGCUGGGUCAAGAACAGACCAGCCUGACUGCACUGAAGUUGGGGAAACCGAGUCUCAGAAUGGGGCAGGGCCAUUCCAGCAUCACACAGAGCAGAGGAAGAGCCAGUCUGGAGUCUGACAUCUCUGGACUGGUUCUCUUAAGGUAUCAAAUGCCCACCAUAAGAUCUGAGAGACUGUUCAACCUGUCUUUGCCAGCCUGUGGUCCCCCAGAAGCCUCCAGUCUGGGAGAGACAGAGCCAGACAUAAAUACUUCCAGGCCCACAGGACCAGAGGAAGGGACCAAGAGCUGGGAGAGUCCAAAGGGGGAGCAGGAAGGCUUCCUGGAGGAAGGAGCAUUUUAGCUGAGGCUUUGGUGCAUGAAUAAGAGCUCAGAGGGCAGGCAAGCAAGGGGAAGGAAAAGUCGAAGAAGGUCAGAGCCGAGUGAUGUGUGGAGACUGCCCCCUUCAUCUUAGAACUGGGGCUCAGAGAGCAAGUGCCUCUGUCGAGGCCACACUGCAAGGUCCGGCAGGCGAGAGGGCCCAGGAAUGAGGCAUUCAGGGAAGCAGGUUAUCAGAGCUGUGUGGGGCAACAGGGCAACAAGGGCAGCGACUCCAGCCUUUGAAACCUUUGAAAGCCAGAGAUUCCUGGCCCAGGCUAGGCUUCCUGGGGGCCCCUCCACACACUCCAGGACGUGAGAGCUGUCUGGGUAUUGUAUGGCCCGAGAAACCCAGGUUCGGAGUGGGACAGACAAGACCAGCUCCAUCACUUGCAAAAUGAAGAUGUGGGGCCCCUUGUUCAAUAAUUCAGAAUUUCAAGACGGGGACAGCAGAGCAUUAAACCAGGCUGCGGGGACAGAGGUCAGCCUGGGGUGACACAGCAGGGCCAGUGUGCUUCUUCUGGGCACCCCCUGUGUCCUGGAGGGACAAAACAUAAUGGGGCAGCUGGACAAGCCCCCAAGUGCAGAGUCCCAGCCCAGGCUGAGGCAGGACCCUCGCCUGGGACUCUGCAUUUCCGUUAAGCCUUAAAUUGUUCUCUUUUGUACAACUAUUUUUUAAAAAUAAAAGCACGGAGGAAGA
Messenger RNA from Orcinus orca (killer whale), 5297 nucleotides. It is a transcript of the gene ARRDC2, whose product is annotated as arrestin domain containing 2. Lineage: Eukaryota; Metazoa; Chordata; Mammalia; Artiodactyla; Delphinidae. Gene Ontology annotation, cellular component: cytoplasm; plasma membrane. The record is from RefSeq and is a predicted model, not a curated record. Gene Ontology annotation, biological process: protein transport. Bases 2802 to 4172 code for a protein of 456 amino acids. The transcript has 7 exons.